UGCUCCACCUGCGGCUCCGUCGCAGCCCUAGAGCGCACUCCAUGAAUCCGUGGGCUCCUCAAGUCCCCUCUAGGCUGCCCGGGGGGAUUUCCGCAUCUCUAUUGUCGACCGAAGGCGCCCCCCCGUCAUGCCCCGCGGCCAGGCCAGCACCGCCCCAGGCGGAGACCCGCGGCUUCCGGUCUCGCGCGCUUCGAGCCCGCAGCGCCCGCGGAGGAGGGUCGCCGUCGGGUCGGCGCGCGCCCCGGCUGGGUCCCGAACCCCGGAAGAGAGACUACGCUUUCCCCUCCCUUGGGAGGCGCCGACCGCGACUCCGGCUCUGGGGCAGAGAAGCGGCAUGGAAGCCGAGGACCUCCAGGAGGAGCUGACCUGCUCCAUCUGCCUGGACUAUUUCGAGGACCCGGUGUCCAUCGAGUGCGGCCACAACUUCUGCCGCGGCUGCCUGCACCGCAGCUGGGCGCCGGGCGGCCGCCCGUUCCCCUGCCCCGAGUGCCGGCAGCUGUCGUCGCCCGCGGCCCUGCGGCCCAACUGGGCCCUGGCCCGGCUCACGGAGAAGACGCGGCGCCGCCGCCAGGGCCCGGUGCCCCCCGGCGUCUGCGGCCGUCACUGGGAGCCGCUGCGGCUCUUCUGCGAGGACGACCAGCGGCCCGUGUGCCUGGUGUGCAGGGAGUCCCAGGAGCACCAGGGCCACUCCAUGGCGCCCAUCGACGAGGCCUUCGAGAGCUACCGGAAAGAUCCCUUUGGCAUCCAUGUGGAUGAAUGGAGAAGGCCAGUUCGGCUACUGUUGCACCAUUUCAAGCAGGAAGAAAAACUCCUUAAGAUUCAAUGUAGUCUGAUGGCCAAGAUGAAGAAAGCCAUGGAUUUACAGGACGUGGAAGUGAAGAAUGCUGCAGAGUGGAAGGAGAAGCUGAAGAAUCAGCGGUUAAGAUUCAGCACAGAGUUUGCAAAGUUGCACCGCUUUCUGGCUGAAGAAGAGCAACUGUUUCUUCAGAGACUGAGCAAAGAAGAAGAAGAGGUGAAGAAGAAGGGGAAAGACAACAUGUUACGGCUCAAUCAAAUGAUCGCUUCCCUGAGGAAGCUCAUCGCAGAGGUCGGGGAGAAGAGCCAGAGCUCCACCCUGGAAUUGCUUCAGAAUCCAAAAGAUGUGUUGACCAGGAGUGAGAACCAGGAUGUGAAUUAUUCCCUUGAAGUUCUAAAGGUGAAGACUGUGUGCCGGAUACCAAUGAUGAAGGAAAUGCUGAAGCGAUUCCAAGUGGCUGUAAAUCCAGCUGAAGACACAGCUCAUCCCAAACUUAUCUUCUCCCAGGACGGGAGAUAUGUGAAAAAUGGAGCAUCAGCCAGUUCUUGGCCAUUAUUUUCGACAGCAUGGAGCUACUUUACUGGAUGGAGGAAUCCUCAGAAGCCCACACAGUUUGCAGAGAGAUUUCAGCAUUUACCCUGUGUUUUGGGAAAAAACGUUUUCGCUUCAGGGAAACAUUACUGGGAAGUUGAGAACCGAGAUAGCCUGGAGAUUGCUGUGGGGGUGUGUCGGGAGGACAUCAUGGGGAUUGUUGAUAGUUCAAAAGUGUCCCCCAAUCUGGGAAUCUGGGCUAUUUGUUGGAGUCCUGCUGGCUGUCGGCCCCUAACAAGCUUCCCUGUAAGUCCUACCAAGCAAGAGCCAGCUCUUCAACGGGUGGGAGUUUUCCUAGAUUAUGGGGCUGGGGAGGUCUCCUUCUACAAUGCUGUGGAUGGAGUGCACCUGCACACUUUUUCUUGUUCUUUUGCCUCAUGUCUCCGGCCGUUUUUUUGGUUGAGUCCAUUGGCAUCUUUAGUCAUUCCAUCAGUGACUGGUGGGAAAUGAGGCUGUUCUUUCUCUGCCCAAGAGUCUUCCUAUACCCCAGCCCAGGGACAUACAUCCCUUGGUCCUCUUCAUUCACUUCAUGCAUAUUGAUCCUGGAUAGUACAUCAAUACUAUCCAUUCAGAUCCCAAUUUCAUGAUUUGUUUACCUCCCUGGCUGUCGUAUGCACAGAUACGGCAGACCACGUUGGUUGCCUUUCCAGUAACCACUUGCCCCACCCACUUCUCUCCUUCUCUUCUGGUUCUUCCUAAUUCAGCUGUUUAGUAUGCGCCCUCCACGUGCUUCAGGAGAGGCAGUCCCAUGCAGGGGGUUUCUGGCUAACGAGAUAGGAGGAGAAGUUUCCCAAGGUGCUUCUGGGGAAAGUUCUUGUAGCUUUUAAAGAGAUGUUAGAAGUGUGUGAAGGGGAAGACGCAGCCCCUCUGAUGGUAGCUGCUCUAUUGGAAUUGAGGAAAGCACAGUAACAGUGGAAAGGAAGAAGAAACAUGGUCUUUGUUGCCAUUGUUCAGUUGCUGAAAUUUCACUAAUCCCAAGUUUCUUGUUAUAUGAGAUUAUGGCUCCCUUAUUGUAUAAGGUGAUUGUAGUUUCGUUUUCAUCACUUGCGCUCUGAAGCAUCCCAACGUGCUAUAGACUCAUAGCAUGGACAUCUCACCUUAGCGGCUUAUCUCACCUUUUCUGAAAUGUGACGAAUUUAUAGAAUCUCUUUCUAUUUAGUCACGUAAUUCCUUCUCUUUCCAGUAACUUCUGAUAUCCCUCACUUUUCUGGAUCAGAAGAUUGAGGAAAUCUUCCCUUACUCUGCCCGUGUCGUUACUCUUCUUCACCUGACCAGGUCUCUGCCCUCCUGUGUUACGCUAUCCGUUUGUCAGAUUCAUACAUUGUAUAUACAAGAUAAUUAACGUCACACUGAACACGUUGGGAGCACUUGUUAAGUUUUCACGCCUCUUCACAUAAUGCUCUCGUAUGACUCUUGGGAACAGCUAGAUGAGAUGGAAAUUAAAAUACUUUUUUGUCAAGUGAGAGAGCAUACCUUUGGAGUAACUCGCUCCGUAUUGCUCAGCUGGCAAAUGGGAGCGUUGGGACUAAAUCCAGAUCUCUCUGAGGUGAAAGCCUGCACUCUUCUCCUGUACGUUCAUUUGUGGGAUCACUUUGUGGGAUUGAUCCCACCAGUUCGGGGAUUGUGGAUCAGCUUCAUCUUUGUUUCAGGUUUUUAUUUUGAUCUGUUUUCAUCUUGUAUGCGUAUUUUCCUCACUUUCUUCUCUAGAUGGCAUGCACCCAGAGGAUUAUGGCAGUUACUGGGUAGUUAUUUUUAAAAUAAUGAUUGUUUCUCUCUGGUUAUAAAAGUCAUGUUGUACUUAUUGUAGAAAAUUUGGAACAUAAAAAAAGUGUAAAGAAAAUUAAAAUUAUCAGUAAUCCCACCUCUACAACAUUUUAGUGUAUUUCUUCCCAGACUUUCCAUAGACUUUGAAUAGACUUUCUGGCAGUGAUUUAAUGAGGCCUCUCACAAAACUUCCAGCAGCCUCCCUAAGCCCUCCUCCCCCUCCUAUGUCCCAGCUUAUCCUGGCUUGUCUUCCUGUCCAGUCUGAAUAGGAAGAAUGAACCCCCUCAUUCAGUUAUUUCUGCUGAGUCCUCCUUAACUCUUCAAGAUACUUGCUAUUAUGAGUUGAAUUGUGCCCUUCAAAAAGAUACGUUGAAGUCCUGACUGUGAAUGUGACCUUAUUUGGAAAUUAAGCUGAGGUCAUUAGGGAAGGCCCUAAUCCAGUGUGACUGGUAUCCUUUAUAGUUAACGGCAAAUUUGUACAUGCACACACACACACGGAAAUGCCCUGUGAAGAUGCUGAGGGAAGAUGGCUAUGGGAGAGAUUGACUUUAUGCUGCUAUAAGCCAAGGAAUACCCGGGGCUUCUAGAAGCUGGAAAAGGCUAGAAGCUUCUGAGGGAUCAUGUCCCUGUCACCACCUUGAUUUUGGACCUCUAGCUUCUGAAACUGUGAGACAAUUUUCUGUUGUCCAUCACCCAGUUUGUGGUACUUUGUUAUGGCAGCCCCAGGAAACUUCUACAGUUGCCCAUCAGGCCUUUCUCCAUCCCUGCCUGGUUAAUCUCCAGUCCUUGGGGAAACUCAUCCAUCCCUUUCCUUGGCUCUUCCUUCUGGGCUGUGGAACCAGGUUGACAGGUUCUGCCACGAAGUAUCUCUCUUGACUUCAAGUGGGCUCUUUGAGCUGCUUCGUAAACAAACUUUAUUUUUUUAAUCCCUUGAUUUCUUUUUAUAUCUCUGGUGGCAGUGAUUCCAAAUCUUUUCCUCUUUUCUCAAGCCUCUGUGAGCCCCGUGUCAUACUGCUGUAGGGAAGGUGAAACUUGACCUCUGCCCAUUUUAGGUUUUCAGCUGGGACUGGAACAAAAAGAUUAACAAGAGAAAAAACCAUGAUUUAUUCACACAUGCAGCACAUCAUGCAGGAGAAACCUAAAAUGAAUUGUAACUCAAAGCGGUGGCUUAGAAUUCUGGCUAACAUAGUAUCUUCAACAACAGUAAAUUUGUGGAGAAAUGCUAAAGGAAAGAAAUGACAGUUUUAGGCUGCCAAGGGUGGCAGACUGGGGACAUAAAUGUAUGUGAGGAAACUAAUGGAGAAAUGUUUGCAGAUUCCCCUGCUGCUGUCUCUGAGCUAAGAGUUUGUCUCCAGUAAAGGAGAAUGUAUAUCCUGCCUUGAGGCAGAAACCUGGGAGUUUUUUUCUGGGUUUGCUGCUUAACUGCCUUCACCUCAAAAUAGUUUUUAUGUUAAAGAGGCAUAUUUUGGGCUGACACAUUGUGGUUUCCAUCACUACUAAUUCUUGCAAAGAACUUAUUUUUUACUGAGAAAAAAAAAUGUUCUACUCUACCCUUCUUAUUUACAAUUCUUUGUUUCUUUUUUGAGUCUUGCUGUUGGCCCCUCUUAUCUCAGGUAUGGGAUGGGGCCCAGGUGUCAUAUUUAUUACAAAUAAAACAAACUCUUCUGAUGCUUCUCAUGCUGAACAGCAUUAAGAAUAAACUUGUAGUAGUUUUCAGUUUUGCUUCAGAUUUCCCUGAGUCUGUAUUAAUUUCUGAGUCUAUGAAUUUCUAUGUUAAUGUGUUAUAGGAAUCAUUAGGAGUGAUAUUCAUUAUGCAGCAUUUCUCAAGCUUAUUUCACCACAGAAAUUUUAGCUCUGGGAGCAGCAAUUAAGACUUCCCAGAAGACAGUUUGGCAAUGACUGUUUAUCCUACGCUUUCUUCAGAUCUUGACCAUCUCAGAUUUUGACCUAGACUUGCACUGCCCUGGCCCCCAAAGUUGGUGGGUACGUGCACUGGCGCUGUAAGCUGCGCACACUGUGACCCUGGUAAGGCUCUGCUAAAGUCUUUUCCCUAGAGACUAGGCUUUUGUUAUGGAAAACACUCGGCACAUUUUUUGAUGAUUUCUAUUCAUCCUCCCCUUGCCAGAGCUCUGAGGGGAUCUUUCUCAACCUUUCACUCAGAAUUUGAUGGAGUUCUUGGAGUUAAAUCCCAUGAAUAUGUGCCCCGCUCCAAUACUGCAGCUCCCAGAAGUUUCUCGCUCUUAAGCUAGUCCACACCCAACUUCUAGCACUUCAUCAAAACUACCGUUUAAGUAUUCUUAUCAGUUUGUUGUUCCAGUGGAUUUUGCUUCAGGUAAGCACAUCUCAGCUUUGACUCUGGAUUUGCCUGUCUGUCCAGAAUUGGGGUGGUAAUUUGCUGUGAAACCUUGGUUCUCUCAUGGGUCCAAGAAAAGCCAUUAAUUUCGUUUUCUCAUCUCUUUCUUAUACGGAUGUGAUUUAGGACUUCCAAAUUCUUUAUAUGUUGGAGCUGAAACUGGAAGUCUUCUAUCAUAUUAUUAAAAUAGGUUUCUUUUAGAGCUCUAUUAUGGUUAAUUUUCUGUGUCAACUUGACUCAGGGAUGCUCAGAUAGCUGAUAAAACAUUUCUGGGUGUUCUGUGAGGGUGUUUCCAGAAGAGAUUAACAUUUGAAUCAGUAGACUGAGUAAAGAAGGUCACUCUCACCAGUGUGGGUAGACAUUGUCCAAUCCGUUGAGAGCCUGGAUAGAAGAAAAAUGCAGAGGAAGGGCAAAUUUGUUCUUUGCUUGACCUGGGACAUCCAUCAUCUCCUGUCCUUGGACGUUGGUGCUCCUGGUUCUUGGGCCUUCAGACUCGGACUGGGACUCAUACCAUUGGCCCUUGAUUCUUGGGACUUUGGGCCCCCACUGGAACUUACGCCAUUAGCACCCUGGUUCUCAGGCCUUUGGACUUGGACUGAAUUACACCAGCUUUCCUGUUUCUCCAGCUUGCAGACAGCAGACUGUGGAACUUCUUGGCCUCCCGUGAUCACAUGAGCCAAUGGUCAAUGUUCCCUCCUGUUGGUUCUGUUUCUCUGGAGAACCCUGACUAAUACAAGCUUAUGUAGUUGGGUCUUGCAUUUUUUAAUCCAGUCUGUCAAUUCUUAACUGUUAUUUUUAAGCCAUUCUACUUUAGAGUUAUUGCUUGUAUAGUUGUAUUAAAAUAUACUCUUAGCUGUUUUCUGUUAGUUUCAUUUCUUCUGUUUCUUUUUUCCUUUUUCUGCCUUUUCUAGUUUUAUUGAGCACUUUAAAAAUAAAAUUCAUUUUGUCUCCUCUA
Messenger RNA from Equus caballus (horse), 6459 nucleotides. It is a transcript of the gene TRIM4, whose product is annotated as tripartite motif containing 4. The record is from RefSeq and is a predicted model, not a curated record. Gene Ontology annotation, biological process: protein ubiquitination. Gene Ontology annotation, molecular function: protein binding; zinc ion binding; ubiquitin protein ligase activity. Gene Ontology annotation, cellular component: cytoplasm. Lineage: Eukaryota; Metazoa; Chordata; Mammalia; Perissodactyla; Equidae.